This is a messenger RNA of Branchiostoma belcheri (Belcher's lancelet), 9066 nucleotides long. RefSeq lists its product as uncharacterized. NCBI's taxonomy places the organism in Eukaryota, Metazoa, Chordata, Leptocardii, Amphioxiformes, Branchiostomatidae. The record is from RefSeq and is a predicted model, not a curated record. Bases 1 to 9066 code for a protein of 3021 amino acids. The transcript is spliced from 55 exons. Gene Ontology annotation, molecular function: protein binding; calcium ion binding. Gene Ontology annotation, biological process: cell-matrix adhesion.
AUGACAUACGUUGUCAAUGGUUACAGCCUGACUACAGAGAUCACCAACUCUAGUACCACCAGCAUCAGUCUAACAGGACUGUCCCCAGGUGUUCUGUACAACAUCAGUCUUGUGGCUGUGAGUGCAGAUGACAGUGUAGUCAGUGCAGAGGCAACAGGAGGACCUCUGACUGUCAGGACAAAUCCAAAUGCGCCGGAAGACUUUGCUGUUACAACCAUUACCACAACAACCAUUGGUCUGAACUGGACUGAGCCUGACAGUGCCAACAAUGCAACAUUUGCCAAGUACAGAAUGACAUACGUUGACAAUGGUUACAGUCUGACUACAGAGAUCACCAACUCUAGUACCACCAGCAUCAGUCUGACAGGACUGUCCCCAGGUGUUCUGUAUAGCAUCAGUCUUGUGGCUGUGAGUGCAGAUGACAGUGUAGUCAGUGCAGAGGCAGCAGGAGGACCUCUGACUGUCAGGACAAAUCCAAAUGCGCCGGAAGACUUUGCUGUUACAACUAUUACCACAACAACCAUUGGUCUGAACUGGACUGAGCCUGACAGUGCCAACAAUGCAACAUUUGCCAAGUACAGAAUGACAUACGAUGCCAAUGUUUACAGUCUGACUACACUGAUCACCAACCCUAGUACCACCAGCAUCAGUCUGACAGGACUGUCCCCAGGUGUUCUGUACAGCUUAAGUCUUGUGGCUGUCAGUGCUGAGCCCAGUCUUACAGUCAGUGCAGAGGCAGCAGGAGGACCUCUGACUGUCAGAACAAGACCAAAUCCUCCACAGAGGUUCUUUGGUGAAGCUCAAAAUUCAACAACCAUUAGCCUGAGCUGGUCUGCUCCUGCCAGUACCAACGGUGCAGAGUUUGCCAAGUACUGGAUCACAUAUACUCCAUCCGGUGGCGUCAGUCAGACUGAAGAGAUCGUUAACCCCGCUGUCACCAGUUUCAGUCUGACAGGACUUUCCCCAGGUGUUCUGUACACCAUCAGUGUUGUGGCUGUCAGUGCUGAGCCCAGUCUUACAGUCAGUGCAGAGGCAGCAGGAGGACCUCUGACUGUCAGGACAGUGCCGAAUGCUCCCCAGAGCUUCACUGGUGAAACUCAAGGUACAACUACCAUUGGCCUGAGCUGGUCUCCACCUGACACUGCCAACAAUGCAACAUUUGCUAAGUACAGAAUCACAUAUACCCCAUCUGGUGGCGCCAGUCAGACUACAGAGAUCUCUGACCCUACUGCCACCAGCACCAGUCUGACAGGACUGUUCCCAGGUGUUCUGUACAGCAUCAGCCUUGUAGCUGUGAGUGCAGAUGACAGUGUAGUCAGUGCAGAGGCAGCAGGAGGACCUCUGACUUUCAUGACAACGUGCCCUGGAAGCUACUCAUAUCUUGCAUACACUAACCGGUGUUACCGUGCCUAUGACAGCCCGAAAACCUACGACGAAGCUUUGGUCGUGUGUCUAGCAGACGGCGGCACUUUGGCCAUGCCUCGCGACAGCACAACCAAUGACUUCCUCAUCGCUUUGAAAAACAAUGUGAGCACCACCCGAUUAUUCCGUUUCGGGCUGCAUCUAGUCACAACAACACAGCCGACCACAAAAACAGUCAAAACAACACAGCCGACCACAACAACAGUCACAACAACAGAGCAGACCACAACAACAGUCACCACAACAGAACCGACCACAACAGUCACAACAACAGAGCCGACUACAACAACAGUCACAACAACAGAGCCGACCACAACAACAGUCACAACAGCAGAGCCGACUACAACAACAGUCACCACAACAGAACCGACCACAACAGUCACAACAACAGAGCCGACCACAACAACAGUCACAACAGCAGAGCCGACUACAACAACAGUCACAACAGCAGAGCCGACUACAACAACAGUCACAACAACAGAGCCGACUACAACAACAGUCACCACAACAGAACCGACUACAACGAUAGUGCCAAUCAGAACAACUCAGCUCUUAAUGACAGCUACAGCAGACGCAACUAGAGUGACGGCUACGAAAGUUGUUGCCGACUGUGGCUGCCCGUUGCUGCCCUCCCAUGCUGAAGUAAGUCUAACCGCAACGACCUCUGGCUCCGUGGCAACUUACCGCUGCAAGACGGGAUUUCAGUCCGCGAACGGGACCACAACGCUUACCUGUGGCAGCGAUGGGGAAUGGAAGGGCGUACUGCCAACUUGUGAAGCAAUGACCCCCUGCAUCCGGUUCUGUGGGUUUGGAAGCUGUUUUGUCGAUGGCGGCAUUCAGAAGUGUGACUGCAACACAGGAUAUGGAUUUUUCGGCCUUUCCCAGUUCUGCCUAGAUACCAAUGAAUGCGAAGACGGUUUGGACUAUUGCUUGGGCCGGCCAGCCUGUGUGCCUAACGCGAGGUGCAUCAACUCUCCGUACGGCUCGUACACGUGCCGGUGUCCCAGUGGUUAUAUUGGUGACGGGAAGACCUCAUGCGAAGAUGAAGACGAGUGUUUGUCGGCUCCAUGUUCCGAGUUUGCCAACUGCACCAACACAGCCGGCAGCUACACCUGUCAGUGUCUGGACGGAUAUGUGGGGUCUGGCACGGUUUGCACAGAAAUCAACGAGUGCAGUUCCAGCCCCUGUAUCGGUGGAACGUGUGUGGAUAGGAUCAACGGGUACACCUGUACCUGUCGUGAGGGGUUUGCUGGGGAGAGGUGUGAAACAAAUGUCAACGAUUGUGAACCUCCACCCUGCCUCAACAAUGGGACCUGUAGUGACAGGAUUAACACCUACAGCUGUGACUGUGUGGACGGGUGGGAGGGAAUCAACUGUGAAGACGACAUGAAUGAGUGUACGUCUGAUCCUUGUCACCGCCAUGCUGACUGUGGAAAUACAAACGGCUCCUUCAUCUGCACCUGUAAACAAGGUUUCCAUGGAGACGGAUUUGAAUGCACAGAAACUGAUGAGUGUGCGUCCGAUCCCUGCCAAAAUGACGCAACCUGCAUAGAUGGACUUAAUAAGUAUUCCUGUGACUGUCCAAGUGAAUGGCAGGGAGUUAACUGUGAAAGCGAUGUUGAUGAGUGCCUCCGAGAAAAAUGCCAUCAGAACUCAGCCUGUAACAACUCACCGGGAAGCUACAGCUGCACAUGCAGGGAAGGUUUCUAUGGAAAUGGCCUCACACAGGAAAAACUCGUGUGUAGAGAAACCAUCCUUUUCCCUUACGGUGAAAAACAAGGGGACGUGUUGCUGCCUGACACAGACGACCGCAAAGACAUCUCUCUGCCCUCUCUGAUUGACAUCAGUGUAGGGUUCCCUUUCUUUGGAGAUUUCUACUACAGCCUUUACUUCUCCGAUAACGGGUUGAUAAUAUUCCCACCGACGGCGCAGUCCCGUGCGCGGAGGGAACCCUACCCGAACCCCAGUCUGUUCAGGAGGAACCAGACCGUACAGGCAGGAUUCCCUCCUAUGGUAGCAGCGUCAUGGGGAGAUGUGGAUCUCACAACGGACGUGGGGAAAGUCUGGUAUCAGGUGUAUACUGAUGACAACUCAGGUGAUAAUUCCACACAGACAGUGUUUGACAUGGUUACUACGAGGAUGUACCAGUCCUUCAGCGACACGUUUGUGCCCACCUGGGUACUGGUGGUGACCUGGGACAGUGUACCCUCUGUCGAAGCGAUGUACACAAAACAAGACCCAAACACAUUCCAGGCCGUCCUGGCCACCGAUGGAUCAGAUUCCGUCGCUUUCCUGACCUAUAAGGAAGACGAAAUGCUGUGGACCAAUGAAACCCAGGACGUUCUUCUCGGGUACAACAGCGCUAACGGCGUCAACUUCGAAAACAUCCGGCUGGCAGAUCCGUACAGACCCGACCAAGUCAACGGGAACACGGGGCUGAAAGGACGAUGGGCGUUUAAGUUGGAGAGCGAAGCCACACGGAAAACGAACUACAAGAAGCUGUGUCGUGACUGGUACAAGACAGAGCCAAUCCCUUCCGAGUGGAUUGUAGGAGAAGGCCUGUGUCCAUGCACACUGCUGCAGGCACUGAGGGACCUACGCUUUACCCCUGUUAAAUUGUCACCCCUCGACAUCAACCUCUUGUUUCAGGUCGAUCAAGAUCUGGAAGUUUGCUUCAGCCCACUGUUUGCCAGCCCGACUGGUUCCAGUGUAGACUGUUGUUACAAGUUCCUGGCCCUGAACACUGAGAUACCCCUGGCUGGAAGUCACCACAGAUAUCAACGGUUCUCCCAACUUCACACUGACUUUGACGUGAAUCCCAAGUCCUGGUGCUGUAGCCUGUCUGACGAUGAAGACUUCUGUAACCUGUACUAUGAAAAGAGGCCUCCAAACAGCUGUUCUUUCUACAGGCCACCGCGUUUAGCCAUAACGUGGGGAGAUCCUCACAUGAAGACACUAGACGGUCUCGCCUACACGUUUAACGGGUUAGGAGAGUUCACCCUUGUCAAGACGAGUGGGGCCAGUGUUGAGUUCAGGCUGCAGGGCCGCACGGAAAAAGCCGUUGGUACCCAGGGAGCUGCAGAAGCCACGGUCUUUACAGCAUUUGCAUUCAAGCAAGAUGGCUCCUCAACGGUUGAAAUGGGUAUGAACGAAAACAGGGCUAACAUGACACUAAUGGUGGAUGGAAACUCCAUCAACAUCACUGACCUACGGCAGAACGGUGCCCAGCGUUUCGUUAACGUUACUCUUCAGUACAAUUUCAACUCGAACCAGACCAGUGUGGUCGCCUCCUUCUCUUCGGGAAUAACAGUGACCGUCACGCUCCAGAAACUCAUGCUGAAUGUACAGUUCGGAGCGCCGGAUUCUUUCGAGAACACUACACGAGGCAUGCUGGGUGUUUGGAACGACAACAUUUUGGACGACUUCACCUAUCCUAACGGCACGGUACUGCAGGCACCUGAGGACAGAAAUCUGACAGAGGAAGAAAUCUUCCCGUGGGGAUUAUCAUGGCAAAUCAGAGAAGACGAAAGUCUUUUCACCUACGAGGAUGGGCAAAAUGCCACUUCAUUCGCCAAACCAAAUUUCAGGCCGAAGUUCCUCGGCCAACUACUAGCUGCUGUUUCCGCCGAAAAAGAAAGCGAGGCUGAGGUUCUAUGUGGCACAAAUGUAGAAUGUCUCUUUGACUUUCUCAGCACAAACGACACAGAAGUGGGAGAACAAACCAGAUCAAGUAUUGUGACUUUCGAUUCAGACGCAGAGACACUGGUUAACGGAAUCCUACAGUGGACUCCCAGAAGCCUACGACCAGUGCAACUAGAGAUUAUUGCCCAAGACAACAAAGGUGCUUCUUCGUCGACCUACCCCAUGGUGAAACUCUGCAAUUGUCAACACGGUGGAAUCUGUAACUUUGUCACUAGAGACUUCACUGGAGAUAUCAACCCUGUGGGAGGGUUCCAGGUUGUUUCCUGCUCGUGCCCUGAAGCCUGGACAGGAGAGUUCUGUGAGACUGAUAAGAAUGAAUGUGAGGAGGACCCGUGUUAUCCAGGAGCGGCAUGUACAGAUAUGGUAGCACCUGAACAUGGCUUCGAAUGCGGACCAUGUCCUAACGGUCUGCAUGGGACUGGGGAGAAGUGUUAUGAUAUAGACGAGUGCGUAGAAGGCACAGCUGGUUGUGCAGUUGAGGCAACAUGCACCAACACAGAGGGAAGCUUUAUUUGUACCUGUACCACCGGAUAUACUGGAAAUGGAUCCUACUGUGCAGAUGUUGAUGAAUGUACAACUAGUUCUUCCUGUGAUCGCCAUGCAGUAUGCGACAACACUGUUGGAUCCUACACAUGCACAUGUAAGGCUGGCUAUGAAGGUAGCGGACGCAGGUGUGAGGACCAAGAUGAGUGUGUUGAUCCGGACAUCUGCCACACGAAUGCAAGAUGUACCAACUCCAUCGGCUCCUACAGCUGCAGCUGCAACUCUGGUUACCGCCGAGAGGGGGCAGUGUGCACCAACGUGGAUGAGUGUGAAGAGCUACUGGACAACUGUAGCCCGGGGCAGGGGAUCUGUACAGAUAACCCUGGGUCCUAUAGCUGUGCGUGUAGGGGUGGAUAUGCAGGAGACGGAAUCACAUGUAAAGAUCUUGACGAGUGUUCAGAUGAUGCUCUAAACAACUGCACUGAGAAUGCGGAUUGCGCCAAUACGGAGGGCUCUUAUAACUGCCUAUGUACAGAGGGGUACAAAGGGAUUGGUACAGAGAAUUGCACAGAUGUGGACGAGUGUAAAAUUGGUAUAAAUAACUGUGCUCAGGACGCAACUUGUAUCAACAUUCCGGGAUCGUUCACGUGUUCGUGUAACGAAGGAUUCGUCGGAAAUGGGAUUCAGUGUGAAGACAUUGAUGAAUGUGCAAGGGGAGAAGCUGACUGUGACAUCGACACAAAAGCCGUCUGUACCAACCUGAUUGGAGGCUACAACUGUACAUGUUAUAAUGGUUACGAAGGAGACGGAAGGCACUGCACAGAUUUAAAUGAGUGUAUGGCUGACAACGGUAAAUGCUCUAUGAACUGCACCAACACCGAGGGAAGUUAUACCUGUAGCUGUGAGGAUGGAUACAGGCUGGCGGUCGAUGGUUUUAAGUGUGAUGAUAUUGACGAGUGUGCAGAACAGCUGGAUGACUGUGAACAAGCCUGCACCAACACUGACGGUGGAUUCAGCUGCUCGUGUGUCCCAGGAUUCAUUCAAGUUGGGGACUCCUGUGAAGCUUCUGAAAAUUGCACCAGAACCGUCUGCACGAAUGCGGACUGCUUUGUGGAGAAUGGAAUCGAGAGUUGCCUGUGUUUUUCUGGCUACAACAUCACCAUCGAUGCCACAGUUUGCACUGACACCGACGAAUGUUCCAGUAACACCCUAAAUACCUGCGACCAGUUGUGUAACAACACAAACGGAGGUUACACGUGUGGUUGCGACAGUGGCUACAUGAUUGGUACUGAUGGUCGACAAUGCACUGACAUUGACGAGUGUUCAGAUAGCAGCCUGAAUGACUGUGACCCUAAUGCCUUCUGUAACAACAACCAGGGAGGGUACACCUGUAGCUGCAGACAGGGCUACACCGGCAAUGGGACAUCCUGUGAAGAUUACGAUGAGUGCACAUUCGGCAGUCGAAUGGAGAAUUGCAGUGCGAAUUCUCAGUGUUUCAACUUCAACGGUGGUUUCAACUGCACCUGUCGGGACGGGUAUACAGGAGACGGCUUCUUCUGUGCCGAUGUGGAUGAGUGUACCGGUGAUUCAUCACACUGUCAUGAGCAAGCAGUAUGCACAAACGUCCUGGGCAGCUUUGAAUGUACCUGCAAAGAUGGGUACAAAGGCACCAGAGCAGCAUGUGAAGACAUCGAUGAAUGUGAAAACGGAGUGAGCCAGUGUGACGGAAACGCAACUUGCACCAACAAUGUCGGUUCCUAUACCUGUACAUGUGACGCUGGGUAUACAGGUACAGGGAAAACGUGUACGGAUGUGGACGAGUGUCUAAGUGGACAGGAUGACUGUCAUGAACAGGCAUCAUGUCGAAACACGGAGGGCAGCUAUGUAUGCUCCUGCAAUACCGGUUUUACAGGCAGCGGGACGAAUUGUGAAGAUGAACACGAAUGUACACAAGGCACAGAUACUUGCACAGAAAACUCGGUGUGUACGAACACUAUCGGUUCCUUCACGUGUCCCUGUAAGCCUGGUUACUUCGGGAGUGACUGUGUGGAUGUUCAUGAGUGUGAGGACGGCAUUGACAACUGUCAUGACCACGCAGACUGUACAAACACCCCCGGUUCCUACAGCUGCACGUGCCAUUCUGGUUACUUUGGAGAUGGAACUGUCUGUACAGAUAUUAACGAAUGCGAAAACGGAAUGAGUCAUUGUGAUGGGAACGCAACUUGCACCAACACUGUCGGUUCCUAUACCUGUACAUGUGACGCUGGGUAUACAGGUACAGGGAAAACGUGUACGGAUUUUGAUGAGUGUGCAACAAACCCGGACAUCUGUGAUGACAACGCUAACUGUACGAACACUCCCGGCUCCUACAGCUGCACAUGUUAUUCUGGUUACUCUGGAAAUGGAACUUUCUGUACAGUAAUAGCAGUGACGAAAGGAAGCACUCCAACAACACCAACAUCAAUGACUGUCACUUCAGAACCGCCAAAACCGCGAAAGUUUGUACCAGCUCAAAUAACGAUGGAGAAAACGUUUAGGGCUGAAUACAAUGACAAGACUUCAGCAGAGUACAUGGAACUAUCAUCGCAGUUGAAAACAUCACUCGCUGUCAUCUACACCGGAAUUCCUGGGUUCGUCGAGAUUAUCAUCAUUCAAUUUGUCGCUGGCAGUGUAAAAGCCAGAUACGCAGCGGUUUUUGUCGUGGAAGACUCUCAACCUGACAGCAUCAUCCAGGAUAUGGCUAAGACGAACCUUCAGCAGGCGAUCACUAGCGGCAGGUUUGCCCCCACACUCCAGGUCACCAGUAGUGACAGCCUGCAGCCGACUGUGCUUACGGAAGAAGAGUUGGAGCAAGUGGUUGGAGGAUUCUGCCAGGAUGUGCAGUGUGGGGAGGUGGGCGUGUGUUCACGGACUGAGCCGUACCCUGGAGCUGUCAUAGCGGAGUGCCUAUGUCAGGAAAACUACUGCAACACGGGGACCUGUGAGUACAACGUUCAAGAGGGACCGAAAUGCACCUGCCCGGCAGUGCAGGGCACCUGGUACGGCGGGGAGCGAUGUCAGAUCCGUUUGACCCAAGCGGACGUGAUCGGUAUUGCAGCAGGAUGUUUGUGUGCGUUGCUGGUGGUCGCCCUGCUGGUGGCUGUAUGCAUGGCCAAAAUUAGGUCCAGACGUUCGGCAAAAAAAGAAAUGAGGUACAGGGUUAGCACACCUCCCGUCACCCUACCCUACUACCACACCGCCUCACAGGCACAGCAACCGUUUCGUGACCUUCCGGUCACUGACCUGAGUGAAGACCAGGACGACUACCUUUCACCUGUGCAUGUAGAUGCUGAUAUGUUGCCACCCACAUACACGGACUCCCUAAGAUCCGGGGGAAGGCGUUUCUUUAACCCAACUGUGGAGAAUAUACCGACUGGAGAGGUAGGCCUCAGCUGGGCUAUUUUGGGGACUACCAUUUAG